Messenger RNA from Elgaria multicarinata webbii, 1687 nucleotides. It is a transcript of the gene PTP4A3, whose product is annotated as protein tyrosine phosphatase 4A3. Bases 829 to 1350 code for a protein of 173 amino acids. Gene Ontology annotation, biological process: protein dephosphorylation. NCBI's taxonomy places the organism in Eukaryota, Metazoa, Chordata, Lepidosauria, Squamata, Anguidae. The record is from RefSeq and is a predicted model, not a curated record. The transcript has 7 exons. Gene Ontology annotation, molecular function: protein tyrosine phosphatase activity; protein tyrosine/serine/threonine phosphatase activity. Gene Ontology annotation, cellular component: cytoplasm; nucleus.
GGCAGCCUGCAAAUCAGGUGUGGACUAUGGAUAGUGACUUUGGAAAGUGCUGAGGAUGGAAAUCAUUGAAUGAAGAUGAAAUUACUAGGCCCAGCAUUUGAAUAUAUUGGGGGCUUUCUUGGAGGUGUGUGCUAAUUUAGAUUGUCUCGUAUGCUGAUCUGUGGAUUUAUGGAGGGGCCCAGGCGCACCUUUGAGCACUGCCACGCACAACAUCCUGCCCGUUGAAGGAAGGACGCCGUUGCCCCGCCCAAACUUGGCGCUGAGCUCUUGGGCUUAACCAUUCAGAGCUCCCGUGCAUGGCUCUUGCAGCCAGAGGAGGACUUUUGCUGGCUGCUGUCCCAGCCUGAGUUGUACCGGGCUGCCAUCACUGCCCCGAAAUAUUUUACAUAUCCAGAUGGGGUAACGUGACGGCGUAGCAGGAACGCCGGCGGGUUAACUGAAUGCAGAGGCCUUUCUAAAGAGGGGAGAGCUAAGAAGGGAAGCCAGACAGCACUGAAGGAAGACUACUCCAAAUUGCACACACAGAGGAAAUUGACACUACAGAGGAAUUUUUUCUUUUUUUAAAAAAAAAAAAGUAUUACUCCGCAAUCAAGCACAGGGUUCCUUUUUCUAAUUGGAUGAUUUAGAGGAUCCAACAUACACUCUCCCAAAAGCUGGGAAUAUUUGCACAACAUUUGUGUUGGUUGGAGGAAAAAAAGAUAGUAUUUUGCCAAACUCUAGGGUCACUUUGUUUUCCUUUUGCCCCGCAAUUCUUUUUUCUUGUGGGGUUUUUUCCCCCCACCCCACCCCUCUGGCCCUCCAAGCAAUCUUAUUUUUUCCCCCCUCACCAUGGCUCGUAUGAACAGGCCCGCUCCUGUGGAGGUCUGCUACAAGAACAUGAGAUUCCUGAUAACCCAUAAUCCUACCAACGCCACACUGAACACCUUCAUUGAGGAUCUGAAGAAAUACGGUGCAACGACAGUGGUGAGAGUGUGCGAAGUCACCUAUGACAAGACUCCACUGGAAAAGGAUGGCAUUACUGUGAUGGACUGGCCAUUUGACGACGGAGCUCCACCUCCUACCAAGAUUGUGGAUGACUGGCUCAAUCUUCUCAAAACCAAGUUCUGCGAAGACCCCGGCUGCUGCGUGGCUGUCCACUGCGUGGCUGGCCUGGGACGGGCUCCUGUUCUUGUCGCACUGGCCCUGAUUGAGAGCGGGAUGAAAUACGAAGACGCUAUCCAGUUCAUUAGACAGAAACGCCGGGGAGCCAUCAACAGCAAGCAGCUCACGUAUCUGGAGAAGUACAGACCAAAGCAGCGCCUACGGUUCAAGGAUCCUCAGAACCACAAGAACAAAUGCUGCAUCAUGUAACCUCAGUAAUAGCCUCUUGCCAAAACACACCCAAGGGGAAAACACACACACACACACACACGCACACACACACAACCUUGAAAUCACCGGGUGGGGGGGUGUCUUUGGUACCACAACCUAUCCUCUUGGUCAGGUUUCUCCUUAUGUUUUGCCGAAAUCUGGGAAGAAAGGCAGCUGAGUGCCGGCCCCUUUGAUUUCAAACCAAGUCUUGUUCCUCUUCUCCCUCCCUGAACCGGGAAAGAGCUCUUUGCAAUGACAUCAAAAAAACACCCAGUACAAUCACUCCUCCGUUUCCUGUUAUUCUGCAGGGCUCAGUAAGGCCAAAUGCGGCUAGCAG